Messenger RNA from Lytechinus variegatus (green sea urchin), 1385 nucleotides. Its product is annotated as DNA damage-regulated autophagy modulator protein 2-like. The record is from RefSeq and is a predicted model, not a curated record. The transcript has 7 exons. Bases 31 to 1107 code for a protein of 358 amino acids. Lineage: Eukaryota; Metazoa; Echinodermata; Echinoidea; Temnopleuroida; Toxopneustidae.
UAUACAAUAGCGGUGCUCAGUGACCAUAUUAUGGUGGUUCUACCAUAUGUGAGUGAUGCUGGCAUGCAUUAUCCAGAAAGCAGUAUAUUCAGUUUCUGUUUGGAUGUUGUUGUCGCAUUAUUAACGACCACCUUAGUCAUCCGUUACUACCUGCUAGCAGGGUCUCCGCCCGAGUUAGAACCGAAAUCCCGUCUACGAUACAGGCGCGUCAACAAAUCUUCGUUAAUAGUCGGCUGCUUCUCAGCGUUUGGCCUUGCAAUGUUAUCAAAUUUUCCAGAAGACGAGAACCUGACCGUCCAUCUCAUAGGUGCUAUCUUCUGUUUCCUGUUCGGCGUCAUGUACUGCUUCAUGCAUUCGUGGCUCUCCUUCCAGGCGUGGUCGACGAUCACCAAUCCAUAUAUAUGCAUUCUAAGAUUGGCAUUAGCAUCCUUCUCGGCUGCAGAUUUAGCAAUGGUUAUAUUAUUUGGUUCUGGGCUCAGAUGGUACGCAACAAAAGAUAAUCCGGUAUUGCAUUUUAGACAGAUCAGCGCAGCAUUCGAGUGGAUGCUCGUCGUGAAACUCAACGUCUUCUUCAUGACGUUCUCGCACGAGUUCCGUCACAUCAAACUCUUCAUGCAGCUCCACCACUGGCAGGGGAACCAGUGGGAAGCGUUAGAGGGCAGCAUCGGCACGGCCACGCCCGCCACGGCAUCGCUGACGGACGAGGACGUCGAGGCAAUACAAGUGAAAGGGAACAUUAUGAUAAAAAUACCCGAAGACUGGGAUAAAGGCUACUAUUACUCAGCUAGUAGCAGAAACAGCUGGUCGUCCAUGACAACCAAAGAACCACCGUACAUCAUUGACCGACUCGACGACCUCGCCAUGAAGAACGCCCUCUACAGUUCAAUCAUUUCAUCAUCCUUCAGCAACAUGGUCAUCGGGGAUCUUUUCGAGCCGGGCGUGCCAGCGUCGCCUUUCGACGAGGAGUGCAAGAUUUCGUUCUCUCACCCAGUGUGCUUCUCCGAGUUCGAGGACAGUGGGAUAGUGGGUACCGAUAAUCGGCGGCAGUCGAUGCUGGGAUCGACACAGUUUCACAACGAGAAGAACGCUAGUCAAUUCACCACCUGAGAAUCUUAGGAACGUUUCAUACCCCAUUUUGUUGGCGAUUUUCAUCUUGAAGCCUCUUGUUAGUGACUAAUCUAUUCUGAGCCAAUCGGAUGCAAGGCUUUCGGUAGCUUAUAACAGCUGUAUAUUGGUUUCAUGAAGUGCUUCACCAAUUUACAGAUUUGUAUUUGGACCUCCAUUCACUUCAUAUGGAUGUGAGGAUUGUGGCUAUUUCAGUCUGGUGGGACCUGGGUCCCGUAACACAAAGGUUAGCGAUUAAUCAUAGGCUUUGAUUUUCACGA